Messenger RNA from Lasiosphaeria miniovina, 415 nucleotides. RefSeq lists its product as uncharacterized. The coding region runs from base 43 to 360 and encodes 105 amino acids. The transcript has a single exon. Lineage: Eukaryota; Fungi; Ascomycota; Sordariomycetes; Sordariales; Lasiosphaeriaceae. The record is from RefSeq and is a predicted model, not a curated record.
UUUCUAACUCCUAAAACCAUCUUAACGAUAAUAAUAAGAGAUAUGCCACAGAUAAAGAAAGAAGAAGGGACCGAUUUUAUUAUUAUCUCAAUGCCCCUCUUCUUUCCUAUUUUUUUUCUAGAAAGCAGCCCCCAAACUCAAACAUCAUUUUCUCAAGCACGCGAGAAGCAGGCUGUUGAUUCACAAUCCAAAUUUCAAGCAGGAGAAGCAAUAUACUGGGGACCGAAAUAUGUUAUUUUAUUAGAGUACCUGGGGGGGGAAGCCGGAUAUCUGGGUAUAUGGUUACUCUUUUUCUCCUUCUACCUACAUAUCUUUAUCGAUAAUAAGUCUUGGGAUUUAAGGGAUAGAUCGGAAUGGUAAGAUGUCCUACUGAAUACGAAAGUACAUAACACAGAAGUUCAAGAACAUUAACCGC